Messenger RNA from Austrofundulus limnaeus, 1019 nucleotides. It is a transcript of the gene isy1, whose product is annotated as ISY1 splicing factor homolog. The record is from RefSeq and is a predicted model, not a curated record. NCBI's taxonomy places the organism in Eukaryota, Metazoa, Chordata, Actinopteri, Cyprinodontiformes, Rivulidae. Gene Ontology annotation, biological process: generation of catalytic spliceosome for second transesterification step.
ACUUCCUGUUGCUGCAUCGCGUGCUGUUGGUUAGAGUCCGGUUUUCUUGUUUCAGGCAGAUAAUUUGUGGAUAAAAGCUGCAGAAAUGGCGAGGAACGCUGAGAAGGCCAUGACGGCUCUGGCUCGCUUCAGACAGGCUCAGCUGGAAGAGGGAAAAGUGAAGCCGGUCUUGGCGAGUUCAGGAUUCGGGAUCUGAAUGAUGAGAUCAAUAAGCUGCUCAGAGAAAAGGGUCACUGGGAGGUCCGGAUCAGAGAGCUGGGUGGAUCUGACUACAAGCGUUUCGGUCCCAGGAUGUUGGACCACGAGGGAAAAGAAGUUCCAGGAAACCGGGGCUACAAGUAUUUUGGAGCCGCCCGAGACCUGCCCGGAGUCAGAGAACUGUUCGAGAAGGAGCCCACCCCCGCUCAGAGGAAGACGAGGGCAGAGCUGAUGAAGGAAGUGGAUGCAGAGUACUAUGGCUACAGAGAUGAAGACGACGGUGUGCUGCUUCCUCUGGAGGCGCAGUACGAGAAGCAAGCCAUGUUGGAUGCGGUGCAGAAGUGGAAAACGGAGAAGGACUCUUGUCUGUCUGGAGAGAAGCAGCUGGAGGUGGAAGAAGAGGAGAGCAUCUACACCGUCCACUCUGAGGAGCCUGAUGAUGGGGACAACAAUGAGGAGCUGGAGGCAGAGGAGGGCGGAGUCUCCUUCAUCGCACAUGUUCCUGUUCCGUCUCAGAAAGAGGUGGAGGAGGCUCUGGUAAGGAGGAAGAAGAUGGAGUUGUUGCAGCGUUACGCCAGUGAGACUCUUCAAGCUCAGAGCCAAGAAGCCAGAACUUUGCUGGGACUCUGACCCACCUGUCCCUGACCCACCUGUCCCUGACCCACCUGUCCCUGACCCACCUGUCCCUGACCCACCUGUCCACCUGUUUCUUGUAAAUAUUGGUCAUUUUGUAAUUUUUCAUAAUAAAUCUUUGUUCGGCUCAGUUUGGUGUUUUUGUAUAUUUGUUGGGUUUUCAGAUUAAAACCUGGACAGAACUCAAA